AUGAGGUCUCAGAUUACAUGUAUUGUCGCGUCGGCAUGGUUUGGAGUUCUAGUAGCUUCAAGGUUGACUGGAAUACCUACGGUCCCUUUUGAAUCGGCUUCAGAUGCUUCCUAUACCAUUUCUAGCAUUGAAACAAUCAUCGUGGACUCCCAGUUCGCGAGUGCUAGAAACGAGAAAGGCGAGACGUUGAUACCGCCAACACUGCAUGAAUUCGCAACAACAUUUGCCGACGACCUGCAAAGUUCGUUGGGAAUCAAGGUGGAUGUUACUCUUGCAAUAGAGCCGUCACCUAACUCGAUCUUUCUCACACUCGGCGACGAAGCAGACUAUGUCGACGCUGCAGGCGUUGAGACAUCCGAGGGCUACUCGCUCUCGGUCUCCUCAGCGGGGAUAACCAUCACAGGCGCAAGCCCCCUGGGGGCAUUCUGGGGCACCCGAACAAUACUGCAGCAGGUGAUUCUUGGAGAUGGCACGAUGCCCUAUGGGACAACUCAAGAUGCCCCAGGAUGGGGCAUACGGGGAAUGGCCCUCGACGCAGCACGACACUUCUAUCCUGAAUCAUUCAUUAUUGAAAUGUGCAGUUACAUGUCUUUCUUCAAGCAGAACACAUUUCAGCUUCAUCUCAGUGACAACCUGAACGUCAAUACAAAUCUGUACACGACAGAAAGGAGCUUGGAGCUCUACGCCAGGUUCAGACUGUGGUCUGAUUCAAAUGAUGUUGCCGGGCUGAACAAGUACAAGAACGAAUCAUACACCCGAGAGCAGUUCGACAACAUCCAAUCCGCUUGUGCCGCUCGCGGCGUUACCGUUCUCUCCGAGAUCGAAGCUCCGGGCCAUGCCUUAGUCAUAGUACAGUGGAAGCCGGAACUGGGCCUCAGCACCGAUCUCAGCCUGCUAAACAUCUCCCACCCCGAGACGAUCCCCACCAUGAAAACGAUCUGGAAGACCUUCCUCCCCUGGUUCCACACCAAAACGGUCCACAUAGGCGCUGACGAGUACACGGCCGAAGUCAGCGAGUACAACCGGUUCGUCAACGAGAUGUCCGUCUACAUCAACCAGGAAUCCCAGAAGGACAUACGGACCUGGGGCACGUUCCCGCCGCACCCCGAGUACGACAACGUCUAUGAGAACGUCUCGGUCCAGCACUGGGAGUUCUUUGAGGAUAAUCCGUACUAUGAUUACAUCAUGAACAAGUACUCGGUUCUGAACUCGGAUGACGCGUACUACGUCGUGAAUAAGUGGUCAGCGAGCUAUCCGCAAAAAGUCAAUAUUUCGCGCACAUUUCAUGGAAACCCUGCGACGAGGGGACUCUGGUAUCCCAAUAUCUUUGAUCAGAACAACGCAACUAACAACCCUCCCAAGGCGAAUCCUCUGGUCCUUGGUGCGGUUGCCCCAUUGUGGAACGACUAUGGCGCCAACGCGUCGGUAUACUCAGAAGCGUACUACGCCUGGAAAGAAGGUAUCCCUGCCCUGGCCGACAAGCAAUGGGGAGGUGACCUCGCCGAGUCCGAGUUCCCCUCCGUGUUAUCUGCCCUUCACCCCUACAUCCCGGCCCAGGAUCUCGAGAAGAGCAUCCAGUCCAAGACUUCGACCAUAUUCAACUACAACUUCAGCAGCGUCAAGAAGAACAACACCAUCGCCGAUCUCUCGGGCAAUGCAUAUGACGCAUCCACGACGUGCAAGCUGGCGACAAACGGCUCCUUAGCUAUCAGCCCUUCUUGCUCACUCAAAACCCCACUGGGGUCCAAGGGCCGAGAUUACACCCUGAAACUCACACUCCGCGUCGACGAACUCAUGGCCAACACGGACGCGACUUUGAUCUCCGGCCCGGACUCAGCGCUCAUGCUGACGCCCAACAUCACGCUGUUCACAGAGGGAAACUACUACAGACUGAACUCGACGAUUCCGUUGAGUACUUGGGUGGAGCUUAGUCUGAUAGGCCGGGGAACUCAGACAUUUGCCCGUAUCACGCCUGUGGAGAGUGCUGUUGCAGAUGUGUAUCCGAAUGGCACUGCAGGGGUGGAAGAAGAGUUCUUGACUACGAUCGGAGUGCUGGGUGAGUUCUUCGUCUGGGCUUCUAUCGCUAUCGAGGCGCCACUUUCACUAAUCGGAGGUGCUGGGUCCGGAUGGGAGGGGGAGCUUGCUAUGUUGAGUCUGAGUUCUGAAGCUUGA
Pseudomassariella vexata is the source of this 2172-nucleotide messenger RNA. RefSeq names its product glycoside hydrolase superfamily. The transcript has 2 exons. Gene Ontology annotation, molecular function: beta-N-acetylhexosaminidase activity. Bases 1 to 2172 code for a protein of 723 amino acids. The record is from RefSeq and is a predicted model, not a curated record. NCBI's taxonomy places the organism in Eukaryota, Fungi, Ascomycota, Sordariomycetes, Amphisphaeriales, Pseudomassariaceae. Gene Ontology annotation, biological process: carbohydrate metabolic process.